AUGAAUACGAGAGGUACACACGAGGCUUUAAAAUUAGCGUCUCAAAUGAAGUUUCUAGAUUCUUUUUUAUACGUAUCGACAACCUAUUGCAACACACACAAAGAAGUUAUAGAAGAGUGCGUAUAUCCGGCACCGGGAGAUUGGAAAAAGCUUAUAAAACUAGCCGAAAACAUGGAUGCUCACACGUUAGAUAUUUACGCUCCGAAAAUUUUGGGACAAUUUCCGAAUACUUAUACCUUCACGAAAGCUUUAGCGGAACAAGUUUGCCUCAGUUUCAAAGAUGAGAUACCAAUAAUUAUAUUUAGGCCUUCGAUAGUUAUUGCUAGCAUAACUGAACCUCUUCCCGGAUGGAUCGAUAAUUUUAACGGACCUGUAGGAUUGCUAGUUGCAAGUGGUAAAGGAAUAAUAAGAACGAUAUACGGAAAUCCCGAAUGUAGUUCUGAUUACAUACCUGUUGAUCUUGCCAUAAAAGGAAUUAUUGUUGCUGCUUGGUACCAAGGUAUUUCCAGAGGAAUGAAUCCCGAUCUUGUUGUUUACAAUGCUUCAUCUUAUGCAAUCAAACAAAUAACGCAAGAAAAACUGACUCAAAUAGCACAUCAUGCAACGGUACAGGUUCCUUUGAAUGAUAUCAUUUGGUUUCCGACAGCUACAACAACAAAUUGUAAAUUUAUUUAUUAUGCCAAUGUUUUAUUAUUACAUGUUUUACCAGCAAUCGUAAUAGAUUUCAUAUUGAAAUUAUACAAAAAAAAACCCAUGUUGUUAAGGUUGCAAAGAAAAAUAUUUCAUGCGAAUAAUGCUUUGGCAUAUUUUGUAACGCAACAAUGGAGUUUUAAAAAUGAUAAAACAUUUGCAUUGGCUGAUAAAAUAUUAGAUGAAGAUUUUGAAGAUUUCCAUUAUAAAAAAGUGGAUGUUGAUGAAGUUGAAUUUUUCAUAACAGCCAGUUAUGGAGCGAGACAAUAUUUGCUACAUGAAGAUAACAUUGGAUUACCAGAAGCCAAAAAACAUCAACAAAAGAUGUACUGGGUUCAUAAGGUCACUAAUUUGGGAGUUCUUUUGUUUUUAUUAUACGUCACGUAUAAAUUAAAUUUAGUACAAACGUUCAGAAACUUUUUAAUUAUGAUAAUUAAUUAUUUUGUUAAAAUAUUUGAAUAG
This is a messenger RNA of Pediculus humanus corporis (human body louse), 1152 nucleotides long. RefSeq lists its product as uncharacterized. Bases 1 to 1152 code for a protein of 383 amino acids. The transcript has 6 exons. Gene Ontology annotation, cellular component: peroxisome. NCBI's taxonomy places the organism in Eukaryota, Metazoa, Arthropoda, Insecta, Psocodea, Pediculidae. Gene Ontology annotation, molecular function: alcohol-forming very long-chain fatty acyl-CoA reductase (NADP+) activity. Gene Ontology annotation, biological process: long-chain fatty-acyl-CoA metabolic process. The record is from RefSeq and is a predicted model, not a curated record.